AAAUGUAAAAACUUACGCUUUAUGGGCGUAUACAUUAAAAACAACGAAACAAGCUCAGCCUUCUAUAGAUUCUGAGUAUCGGGAUACAUUUUCUCAUUAUAGGGGCAACAUCCAUCAUAUUAAAAACAUAUAUUUUGUUAUAUUCUUGUGAACAGUUGCUAAAGAACAGACGUUUAUUUGUAGCCAAAAUGUUCAUCAAGAUAGUCACGAUCUUGGUCAUCGCAUCGUCAGCUGUGAUGCUGCCGGUCCUACCGGGCUGCCAAGCCGGAGGGUGUGGGUGUCCUCCUCUGUGGACAGCCUUCCAGAAUAACUGCUACAGGUAUUUCUCGGUGAAAAACAUUACUUGGCUUGGAGCUGAGAUGCACUGCUCUGGUUUCUCCGUUCCUUGUUCUGAUGUUGACUCUACCAUCAGCCUUGGACAUCUCACUUCUAUCCAUUCGAAAGAAGAGAUGACCUUCCUUUCAGUGCUUUAUGAAAGCAUCCGCAGUAAAGUGGUUACAUCCACUACCUAUGUAUGGAUCGGUCUGCAUGACAAGACUACGGAAGCCAGCUGGGAAUGGAGUGACGGCUCGAGUCAAGACUAUGAGAUAUGGGCGAGUGGACAGCCUAACAACUAUGGUGGAAACCAGGACUGCACCGUGUUCAGUUCGACUUCAGAAUAUAAGUGGAAUGAUUUCGCUUGUGAUUCUGACGGUGACAGUCCACACCAUGCGACAGCUUAUGUGUGUAAACUACCACAGUGGUAAUGCGUGUAAACAUCCACGGUGGUAAUGUGUGUAAAUUACCACAAAUUGAAAUUGAAAUUAACAUUGAAAUUAAGUAUAUAUCGUCCAUUCUGAAACUUCUUUUUCAUUGGUAAAAGUUUACAGAGAUCAAUUUACUAAAAGAAAUACUCAUAAUCAUAAACAGUUACAGUAAAGGUAAACUAAAUUCAUAACAGCUUUAAUUGGGUAAGUUACAUGAAGUAAGUUUCGUAUGAUGAGGAUGCCGUCAGAGCAAGAUAGUUGAAGAGGACCAAAGGUAGGUCUAGACAGAGAAUAUGGGUAGAGCAGUGAAGAAAAGAUAGAUAGAAAAAGAGAUCGUAGAUGAUAAUAAAAAAGGAAAAGGAUAAAUGGAUAUAUGGAUAUUAUGUGGAUAUAAAAUUAUGUGUAAAUUACUACAGUGGCAAUGUACGUCAUCUACAACAAUGUAGAAAUGUUUUAAGCACUACAGUGGUAAAAGUGUGUAAACGAUCACAAUGUUAAAGGUAAAGACCAGUUUUGGAAACGCCCCAAUUUCAAAAAAUGAAAUGGAAGCUCUCAUUACCA
Molecule: messenger RNA, 1307 nt
Organism: Strongylocentrotus purpuratus (purple sea urchin)
Lineage: Eukaryota; Metazoa; Echinodermata; Echinoidea; Camarodonta; Strongylocentrotidae
Product: echinoidin
Exons: 3
Coding region: 189-746 (185 amino acids)
Source: RefSeq, a predicted model, not a curated record